UCAUCCGGGCACUUGGGAAGCUCAGCCGACAAGCAUGUCGCGUAGGGCAAGCGAAGGUUCACUUUUCGUUGGUAGACUUGGCAAAUCGACAAGAGUUCGAGACUUGGAAGACAUUUUCGAACCAUAUGGUCGAAUGACAAGAUGCGAAAUCAAAUAUGGGGCAGAGAUGGCAUAUGCAUUCAUUGACUAUGAAGAUCACAGAGAUGCUGAGGAUGCGGUCCGUUAUGAGAAUGGUCGAGAGAUUUGUGGAUCUAGUAUUAUAGUGGAGAGAGCCAAAGGAGCACCAAGACGAUCGCUUGCCCCGAGGAGUUCUGCUUACGAUGACAGCUACAGAUAUGGACGCAGCUCCAGAGAUAAUUACCCAGACAGAUAUGACAGAAGGAGUGGGCCCCGCGGAGGAAGGUACAGAUCCCCAUCACCCCGGCGCAGAAGAUCCAGGUCUCGAUCUCGAGAUAGAAGAAGACACAGUCGCAGUCGAUCUCGCAGCAAGAGGAGGAGAAGGUCAAGUUCAGUUAGCCCUCGUAGAUCCAGCAAAAGGUCAAGGUCUACAUCACCAAGCAAGUCAAAAAGUAGGUCAAGGUCACCACAGAGUAAAUCUGGGAGCGGAUCUCCACCGAGAAAUGGACAACAGAAUGACAAAUCUCCAUCCAGAAGUCCAGUUGAUGAUUGAAUCAAAAACAUAAAUUAACAUGUAGGACUUUUUCAGGCAUUUUUACUUAUUCUAACCAAAGUUUAACAUUCUUUUGCACAUCAUUAUAACCAAGUUCGUUAUCUUUCACGUGAAGAAUCAUUUAUAUACAAUAUCAAGAUUGAAAGGACAUUAAUUGAUAAAGGGUUUUUCUUUGUUUACAUUAUGUACUGUACUUUAAAAACUGUAAAGUAGAUUCUUGCAAACAUUACAUGUAUGUAGUUGUUGUCUGUUGUACACUUUAUUUUGUGAUAGAUAAAUUGACGUUUUUUUCUGGUGUUAUUUGAAAACACCAGCUAAAUAUAUGUGCUGUGAAUCUUUGAAUUGAAAACUCAAAUGUUGCUAUUACAAUCAUGCUUUGAAAUGUUGUUAGAUUUUAUUGAUUGAUGUCAAUUGUCAUUUAGUUACCUUGCAGCAUUGCAAUUUACAUGUAAUGAUCGCAAUGUUAGGAGAUGAUUUGUAAAUACACUGUAGCCUUAUUUACAAUUAAUGAAAGAAAUGUAUAUAC
This is a messenger RNA of Ostrea edulis (European flat oyster), 1196 nucleotides long. Its product is annotated as probable splicing factor, arginine/serine-rich 3. The coding region runs from base 35 to 670 and encodes 211 amino acids. Gene Ontology annotation, cellular component: nuclear speck. The transcript has 6 exons. NCBI's taxonomy places the organism in Eukaryota, Metazoa, Mollusca, Bivalvia, Ostreida, Ostreidae. Gene Ontology annotation, biological process: mRNA splicing, via spliceosome. The record is from RefSeq and is a predicted model, not a curated record. Gene Ontology annotation, molecular function: mRNA binding.